AGUAUGUACGGUGCUACAGGCUUAACGAGGACUAUUCUUAAAUGUUUAAUGUUUUGACAGUUACCAGAGAGAGAAUAAAUGUCUCGCAAUCAAUCAUUUUGAAUGCGUUUAAUAAAUACGUUUAUAUUUUAGGCUAUUGCUAUUAUUGGUUAAAGUUUAGGCUACUAGCCUAUAUGGUCCAAUGGGAAUUCGGGAGAUCCAACGCAAUUUUGGAAAUGUUGACCGAGGGCUCUAGCCUACCUUUGGACUAGCAAAUAAAAGUUGUCUCCCUUGUCGUUACUAGCGGUCGUUACCGACAUGUCUGACUGGACGGAUAUUCUACCGAGAUACAUGAAGAAAUAAAACGCCACCAACUAUCCUCCACCGGUCUUUUUUUUGGACGGAGAUGGUCUCGCGCGGAAUAACGGAUUUGUGAAGCUAUGGCGCUCGGGCACGGCUCCAAAAAGUCGCGCUCCUGUGAUUUGGAGGUAGCACCAGCUCCUGUGGACCUGCCAUUGGAAUGGGUGGGGCCCGGUAACGAAGCCUCCAUGACGUCCUCUAAGAUGUUGAGACGACCCUGCAGGUGUCUCCUAGCCUUCCUUGUCAUCGUCACCAUCAUCAUCCUCUCGGGAGGAGCAACUCUGGCAUGGUACUUCCUGGAGUACAGGGUGUGGGUACUGGAGCCCAGGGUACAACAGCAGUAUACUGCUAGACUCUCUAUCCUCAACAGGAACUACUCCUCUGGUCUCUCCUCUCACACCAGCCCAGCCUUCACAGCCCAGGCAAAGGAAGUACAAGAUAUGGUGAGGAGGAUAGUGAAGGGCUCAGACCUAUCUCGCUACUUCAACUCCACCAAAGUCUUUGCUUUUGGGGAGGGAAGUGUGGUGGCACACUUCUGGCUGGUACUGUCAGUCCCCGACAGCCAUGUUGGUAAGGUAACUAUGGAGCGAGUCAGCAGCUGCCUACACAGUCUACUAGGGGCCUACAGAGGGAGCGACAGAGAGGAGACUGCUAACUAUGGAGAAUAUCUGUUGCAUCUUCCCUCUUUCUCGAUCACAGAAACAGACCCCAAAGUUGUAGAACUUUUGAAAGCUUCAUUUGACUGCUACAGGUACCAGGUGGUCAGCUCCAGCACAGCGGUGGCUAUGAGGGGACCUAACACCCAGCGCUCGUCCUGCCUUUGGCACCUCAGGGCCCCGCAAGGCUCCAGCACCCAGAGUUUCAGACUGGAGCUGAGGAUGGAGUGGCUGCUACCAGAGUGUAGAGAUAGACUGGCUGUCUAUGAUGGUUUAACACCUACUGAUACUCACCUCAUCACCUCUCUGUAUGGCUGCAGCAGACAAGAGCGUGUUGUUCAUGUGUUGUCAUCAGGAGAGUGGAUGACAGUGGUCUGGAAACAGGGUCUCUACAACUACAAAGACCCCUUCUCCCUGUCUGCACAGGCCUGGACCACUGAAAUGUGUUCCUCCAACAUAGAGCUGCAGCCAGUAUCAGGGGUACAGGGUAGUCUACGUACCCCUUCUAUCCCAGCUACUACCCACCAGACACCAACUGUACCUGGACAUUCACUGUGCCCUCUGCAGACUAUGGACUAUCACUGGAGUUUGAAGGUUAUGAGCUGAGCAGGGCCAACUAUAACCAGGCCUGUACACAGGGACAGUGGAUGGUACAGAACCGCAGGU
This is a messenger RNA of Oncorhynchus kisutch (coho salmon), 1661 nucleotides long. RefSeq names its product transmembrane protease serine 6. Lineage: Eukaryota; Metazoa; Chordata; Actinopteri; Salmoniformes; Salmonidae. The coding region runs from base 420 to 1601 and encodes 393 amino acids. The record is from RefSeq and is a predicted model, not a curated record. The transcript has 10 exons.